CGUCAGUUAGGCAACAUGGCUACAUCGGCGUGGCUGCGGGAGACAUCCGCGAUGCGGCUGACGGAGGGCCUGGUGUCGGUUCUGAAGGAGCAGCGUCCAGAGUACCUGCCCGCCCUGCUGGCCGGCUACAGGGAACAUGGCGUGUUCCAGACGCAGAGCGUGAGCGCCGUCGGGGGUCUCGUGGGGUUGAGCAAUGCCAAACUGGGCUCGGGCAAGACCAGGUCUGAGGGUCUCUGCCUCCUCUCCAUGAUGGUUAAGGACAGCUCCAGUGAGCUCUUCCAGCAGAACUGCAAUUCCUGGCUGCGUUCCCUGCAGCACGUCAUACAGUCCCAGUCUCCUGAGGAGACCAUCAAGCUGGCGGUGAGCACGCUGAAGGACCUGCUGCAGUACUCAUCCCAGCUGGCGCAGCUGGCCAGGGAGGUCGGCCUCAACUCCAUCCUGGGCCUCCUCACGUCUCUGCUGGCCCUCAAGAAGGAGUGUGAGCUGGCAGCCAUGGACGGCAUCAUGGCCUGUAUGACCUUCUACCCCAGAGCCUGUGGAUCCCUCAGGGGGAAACUGGGAGCAUAUUUCCUUUCCAAAAUGGACAGCACCAACAAGAAAACACAAGAGAUGGCCUGCCUGUGUUACAGCCGCCUGCCCUGUCUGGGGGGCCUGUUGGACAGAGGUGUCGGUGCCGGCAGAGCGGAGGGCUGGACCAAUCAGAUUCACUGCCUGCUGGCCUCAGCCGAUGGGCUGCUGGCUCAGAUCUACCACAGUUCAGAAACAGAUGGAGCGGUGCUGUACGAGGGGCCGGGCGUGGAGCUGGCCUUCCCUCACCUCGACCAGUCGGACCCGCUGCUGCUGCUGCAGCUUCAGGACCGAUACACAGCUGUCUGCCUGGCGCUCAAACACACACUCGGGGUGGAUCCGGCCUCCGCGGUCCGUCUGCCUGUCCGAAUAAUACUCAACCUGGUGUGCCGAGUCCUCGCUGUCAGCUCCAAGAGCAUAAAUUUAACAGGCGAUGGCAGCGUGCGGCUGAUGGUCUUACCCGUCAUACACACCAACACACUGGAGGUCUUAUCGGCUCUCAUCGCAGCUGUGCGUGGCGGCAUGAUCCAGUACGCCGCUGUGCUCCAGAGGCUCUUCUCUCAGACGCUGUCUGCCUGGACGCCUCAGCCUGAAGCCAGUCUGGGCCAGCAGAGAGCCUACAGCUCGGUGCGGGUGUCGGUGUACAGGACCUUGGAGCUGUGGGUCCAGGUGGCCGGAGCCUGCGGCGGCAUCCUGCAGGGGAGCCCCGGCCACUCCGAGCUCCUGUUCACUCACCUGCUCAGUGACAUCACACCGGGGGCGGAGUCUGUCAAGCUCCGGGCCGGACUGUCGGCGGACGCCGUCCCCGGAGGGAAGCCCGGCCCGCGGCGGACCAAACAUCUUGUGAUGGCCGACACCGCCGGGCCGUCGCUCCAGAGGAAAGGAGACCAGUUGGCCAAUCAGGACUCCUGUCUCUGGGCCCUCAGGGUGUUGAGGCAAGUCCUCCUGACCAGCGGCACGCUCCUGAAGGAUGACAUGCACAAGCGCCUCCAUGACGUGGUGCUGCCGCUGUGCGUGCGUCUGAAGCAGCAGCAGUCCAGCAGCAGCAUCCUGAGCGACGCCGCCGGCUGCGUCAGCGGGCAGUACAGCAGCGCCCUCCCCCGGCGAGAGCUGUACAGGUUGCUGCUGGCUCUGGUCCUGGUCCCGUCGCCCUGUUGGCCUCCGCCUCUCACCUGCGCCGUGUCCAUCCUCAGCAACGGACGCAACGACCGCAACCUCAAGGUCUCUACGUUCUGCUCUGAGGCGCUCACCGUCUGCAACUCCCUCCUCCACCCCCGCACUCCCUCCAUCGCCCUGCCCCUCCCCCCCCUCACCCUGAAGCCCAUCCCCACCGCCUCAGUCCUCCCCUCCUCCCAGACCGCUGGCCUCACUUUGCCCACGCUCCUCGGGGGCCCCGCCCCCGGUCCUCCCUUCCCCAGCCGCCACUCCCUCUGCAUGGGCCCCGCCUCCCUGCUGGGCUCUCUGGAGAACCACCUCUCCCUGGUGCCGGGGCUGCCGCCCGCCCCGGAAGACAUGAUCCUGUCCCACCAGCAGGACUCGGCCGGUCUGGGCCUCCCGGAGGGCCAGAGACCCGUGUUCGUCCGCUACGACCGAGAGGAAGCGGAGGACGUCGAGAUCUCUCUGGCCAGCGACUCUGACGACAGCGUGGUCAUCGUCCCGCCGGGGAUGCUCAACCUGGAGAACCAGCAGGAGGAGGCGGCGGCGGCGGCUCAGAACAUGUCCUCCGCUCCACCGGGAGGCGCCACAGCGGGAGGAGAGACGGUCGCCACCGUGCCCACCACGGCCACCGCGACCACGAUAGACAGGGUGUCGCUCCCCAAUGACCUCGCCGCCUCCUCCCCUCUCCUCACCACCUCCACCACGCAGAUCAACUCCUUCCCUCCUCCCAGCUCCUCGGUGGUCUCCCUGGUGCCCCCUUUGAAUUCCACCGCGCUCACCGCUCCGCCCGGCGGCGGCCUCGGGGACUCGCUACCCGGCCGACCUCAGCUCCAGCAGAUGCUGAUGCAGCCCUCGGCGGCGGGCCAGCCCGUCGCCAUGGGGAUGCCGCUCCAGAUGCACCAGCUGCAGAACCAGCUGGGCCAGCAAGGGCGCCACCUGCACCAGGCGCCGCCCGCCAGCAACGAGGACUCCGCCGUCAUCAACAUCAACAGCACCGACGACGAGGAGGAAGAGGAGGAGGACAUUGAGGAGGAUGAGGAUCUGGAUGAAGAAGAGGAGGACGAGGAGGAAGAGGAGGAUGUGAGCGAUUUCCCCGAGGACGACUUGUACAGCGGGGAGUAUGAUAAUUAUGACGAAGAAGAGGGGGAAGAGCUGGAAGAGGAGGAAGAGGAGGAGGAGGAUGAGGACGGGGACGGGGACAUACCUCCACUGGAGGGAGCGGAGGACAACGAUGGAGAGGCGGCUAUCGAGGGCGGGAAGGUGCUCCGGGCCGUGGUGGAUGAAGAGGGGAUGGCUGGGUUCAGCGUGGAGGGGGAAGCGGAAGGAGGCAUCGAGGAGAUCCAGACCAACAGAGCGCCGUUCGCCGAGGACCGGAUGAAGGUGCAGAAGGUGGAGAGCAUCGGCGUCCUGGAGGAGGCGCGGGAGGGGGAGGGCGACGAGAGCGAGAGGAUGGACGACCCCACCAUGCCCCAAAUCCUGUGCGUCACUGGGGGAACGCUGGAGGAGAGGGAGGAGCCCGAGGAGGAAGGAGGGGCCGCGGGGGAGGUGCUGCAGGAUGGGGCGGCGCCGUGGGAGCCGGCAGCCAAUGAGAUUGAGCCGACGGACGCCGCGGAAGGCGGCACAGCCAAUCGGUUUCAAGAGGAGUUGGCAGCCGAGCCGCCGCAGGAAGCCGGCGCGAUCAAUGAUAAACCGUCGCCGGCUCGCCAGGAGGAGCAGCUCGCCGUCCAGGAGGGAGACGCGGUGGUGACGGCGGGAGAGCCCGACACCUCCAGGGGGCGGAGCCCAAAAGAGACGGAGGAGAUGCCGGAGGAGGCCGAGAAGAGAGAGAGCGUGACAGCUGAGACUCAAGAGACGGAGGGAGGAGCAGGAGGAGACAGUGAUGCAGAGGAGGGGAAAGGACUGAAGAGGAAGAGGGAGGAGGAGCAGGAAGAGGCGGGGCUAGGCACUGAGAAGAAAAAGCAGGUCGAUGAUGAGGUCAUGGCGUCCAUGUUGGCGGACUUCGUCGCCUGUCCGCCGGAUGACGAAGACGGCGCAUCCGGAUCGACCCGCUCGUGAGGCAGACCUGGACCGGCGUGAUUGAAGUUGCCAUGGAUACAGAAGUUACUGCAUCACUUUGUGACAUUCCCAGGGGUUGGUUGCCUCCAGACAGCAGAUCGCUGCCCAUUGGUCUACAGACCAGCAUCCUACUCAUUGGUCUACAGACCAGCUCCCUGCCCAUUGGUCUACAGACCAGCAUCCUACUCAUUGGUCUACAGAGCAGCUCGCUGCCCGUUGGUCUACAGACCAUCUCAUUGGUGAAGAGACCAGCCUCAUACUUUUUCUUUUAGUGACAUCACCAGCUGGGAGCUCUUCACCGGUGAAGAAGUGUGUUUCCUUGGAUGUGUGUGUGCCUCUGUGCUCUCUCUGUUGUUUCACUGUCCUCUGCUUUGUAAUAAACAGUUAAUAAUUAUAAACAUCAAA
Pseudoliparis swirei is the source of this 4185-nucleotide messenger RNA. It is a transcript of the gene pelp1, whose product is annotated as proline, glutamate and leucine rich protein 1. The coding region runs from base 16 to 3780 and encodes 1254 amino acids. The transcript has 19 exons. NCBI's taxonomy places the organism in Eukaryota, Metazoa, Chordata, Actinopteri, Perciformes, Liparidae. Gene Ontology annotation, biological process: rRNA processing. Gene Ontology annotation, cellular component: nucleus. The record is from RefSeq and is a predicted model, not a curated record.